This is a messenger RNA of Fusarium sp. VM40, 3594 nucleotides long. The record is from the annotation of a GenBank genome assembly. NCBI's taxonomy places the organism in Eukaryota, Fungi, Ascomycota, Sordariomycetes, Hypocreales, Nectriaceae.
AUGAUCAUGGCUCCGGCCGUGGAAAACUCGUCUUCGUUCCCCAGGUCUCACUCUAGUCCAGACUUGGGGCUCCUCUCGCUACCCUCACUCGAAAACCAUUCCUCGAAUCCGUCACCGCAACGCCCGAACGACCCCGAUCUUCAAACGAUACCGAACUUUGAUCUUCCCACCUUUAAUGUCGAUUUCAGUCUCGAUACCUCUGUCUUCCUCCCAGAGGAACGGACUCCCAAGGCGGCACCUGCCUCACCACCUACAAUCAUUGAAGCGAAAGAGGUGCCCGAAGAGACCUCGCGCAUGAGACACGCUCGGAAAAGGACAAGCUCGCUCAUAGACACUCGAGGUUGGCUUUCAAGCUCCAAAAGCACGUCGGACCUUCUCAGUGAGCCUCCUCGGCCGACUACAUCUGCGGGUGAUAAGAGUUUUGGCGAUGGAUCAAUCGGCGACCUGAAACCCCUGCAAAGAACUAUGACAAAGUCAGGUUCUUUCGCGAAUUUCGCCAAACGCUCGUGGAGACCCUCCCGCUCACCGUCGCCCAUGAAGAAUGCCGACGCUGCCAAGGAUAGUGAGGAUUUGUCCGGGCGCAACCGAUCUGAGAGCACAACAUCACUCAAGCUUACAAAGACCCGCAAACGCCCUGGCUUGACCGUUGAUCAGGUAGACAAGAACAAGUCAACUGAUUCACUAAAGUCCGCAGCCCCCAAAGCCUUUUCACGAGCGAGCAGCUACUUCUCCAAGAUUAAGCAGAAACAGGCGGGCUUGUCGAAAUUAAAUACCAAUACCGAUUCUGACAAUAGCUGCGCUUCUUCGGCCACAAGUCUUGCAGCACCUGCUUCAAUCAUCGCAGAGGACCGCACGCCACAGUCUUCUACCUACGACACUACCUCCGCCACAACAGUCACUGAUGAAUCUUCCGUCGAGAUGCCGCCCCAGCAAAGAGAUGUGUUGUGGUCGUCUUUCAAGUCGCUUGAUGAAGAUUUUAAGGGGUUCCUUGCCAAGAGCACAUCCCAGCGAAUGUCGCAGGUUCAAACAGUGCUCCUCCCUUUCCUGCGGAAUACGAUGAAUCACGAAUCAACCAAGAAACUUUAUCCCGAAGAUGUCGAUCGGAGAGCAACAAUCUUGAACAAAUGGUGGGUCGCUAUCCUGGAGAUGCUGGACGGAAAUGCGCCACAGCCCGUCCCUGGUGUCGACCGCCCGGUUUUAUUCGAUGUUGUUACACUUAUCAUGAUGAGACUGGAAUGGCGACAAGCUACAUCAUACUUCCUACCACUGGUCAACCGAUCACCGGCCGAGCGAGUCCGCGCUCGAUCCAUGACUGGCUCAUCCAGCUCGUCCGUUACGUCGAGCCAAGCAGCGUUCUUGGAAGAAUCAGCCGAACACAACGUUCGAACUAUGUUCGUCUCCAACCUGGUCAAACAGAUGGCUUUUGUGGUUGACAAGCUUUCGCUUCGCCACGUACCGGUCAGCCUGGUGAACUUUGCUGGAAAAGCUUGCGCUUACGCCUUCUUUUUUGCGCCCGGUAUUGCGGAUAUCCUAAUUAGACUUUGGGGCCUUUCUCCUGAACUCAUCCGACGAGUAGCUGAUGAGCUCGGUCUGCCACGGAAGAACAGAGGCGAGAGCGACGACAUUGCGGCUUUGUUCCCUCCAACCAUCGGUGUCUUCAGCUGGACAACACCAAAAGGCAUGUGGGACAGCCUUAAGAAAGUGCCCAAAUUGCCUAUGCUGGUGUCUAGAAUCGCUUGGACAGGCCCCUGGGCCGCUCGAUGGAAAGGCCGGGAUACCGAUGUUUUCUUCAUCUUCUGCAAAUACUUUCACAUUCUGUCCGAGCAGUUUAUGCCUACUGGUCUGCCUCUGCUAGAAAAGGCAAGAUCUCCGGCUUUCGCUCUUGUACAGGCCCAAGUUCUCUACGUUCUGGACACAACCAUCCACCGCCAGUCCCCUAUGGACGGUGGAUUUAACCCUGCUGCAGUGGACUCUAUGGCUGGCGCAGACGCUGCAAUGACGUUGCCACUCUCUGUCAGUAACAUCAUGCGAGGCAUGUCCGAAAACCGAAGCAUCAUGUUAUUGAAAGACUUUCUAUCAGACGACUCACCCGACGUUGCUGGGGCUAGACAUACAUUUGCGGAAAGCUUCGCUACAAUGAUGAAGGCAGCAACACGGAAGGUUUCGACAUACAAUCACCCUGCUUGCUUCACUUUGUGCGACUUCCUAGAAGAAGUCCUUGUACUCUACACUGAAUUCGAAGAGCCGGAUAGUUCAGACAGCUACGUUGACUGGGCGUUCUGGUUUGAUGUUUGCCAGAGGAUCAUGUGCUCCUUCAACACUAUGUCUGAGAUUCGAUUGUUAGCACUGAUAUAUUCCAUUUGGGAUGCCAUAUCAAAAGAUCCCGUGCGCAAGCUCACCGUCUGUAAGGAUUGGCUGCUUACCGAAAAUACCUUCAAUGAGUUUUUUAACCACUGGUGCCCAAUGGUUCGGGCUUACUACCAGCGUUUACUGUGUUGGCGAAUGUGCCGAGACGCAGGAACGCUGGAUGAAGUUGAUGGUCAGAUCUUUGUUCUUGUAGCUGAGCGACUUCAAACGACAUGGGCUCACUAUCUGUACAUCAAACAUACUGCAGAAGAAGAAGAGCGAAUCGCGCCCUCGACCUGCCCAGUGAACCCUGCUCCUGGAAAACGCUUCAUGAUUAUCCGCCAGGAAAUCAAUGUUCCUCAGCCCGGAUUAUACAUGGGAAGUUUUGAUUCAUUCGCCAAGCUUCCAAACAGUGAGACUAGUGUCCUCAACGGACUACCUCCUGACUCUUCCAAGCACGACGGAAGGAAACGAUGGUCGCUGCUGGGCAAAGUCCUCUCUCUUGGAGGUAAUACCGGUGCAGGCGGGGCUUGGGAUGAAGAUUUUCAAACCGUUCGUCGUGAAACAGCAGAGUCUCGAUCUUUGAGUACGCAAAACAACAACAACAACAAGAACCGCCCAUCUGAAGAUGACUCCCUUUACUCUCAACCAACAUAUGAGGAGCCAAAGUUCGUCUUCAAGUUCAUCCUUGCUUGGCAACAACAGGCAGCACUUCUCCGAGAUCGCUUCCUGACUCGCCCUCGACUUCCUGGCCCAGCGCAGACUCGUAUCAGCGGCCCGUUGCGAGUUAAUGGAUUUACCGUGCCUGCGGGGUACUCGGCGCCCACACGCAAGUUCUCUGGCAGUCCUCAGCAAGGUCUUAUUGACAAUGCCAAGAACGCGAGCUUGCCUAAUUCCCCUCAAGAGAAGAAUGAGGCUCCGAGCUGGAAGCUUGAGGUUACGAUCUCGGGAUCAAGUGACGGGUCUCCUAAGGCAUCCAGUGCCAGAGGCUCUCCCUCUCCCUCGCCGUACCCCUCGCCCAAACCGAACAUGGGCUCGUUUACCGACAGUGUUGUCGAACCUAUAAAGCCAACUGGUCUUUACGUCAAGAACUCCGUUUAUACUGGACGAGCACUUGCAGAGUGGGCUCAGGUUGUUUUUGAGUGCAACAAUUUUGUGGAGCGUCGCCGCGACGAGGGAAUGAGUAACCUUCGGGAUGUGGAAAUCCCUAUUCUUGGAGUCGAGGGGUUCCGCAAGGUUGCCGGCUAG